Pelobates cultripes (western spadefoot toad) is the source of this 1715-nucleotide messenger RNA. The record is from the annotation of a GenBank genome assembly. Lineage: Eukaryota; Metazoa; Chordata; Amphibia; Anura; Pelobatidae.
AUCCUUCAGGACCCUGAGAUCUUGUGUUGGGAUAUCCGCUACCCUGGAAAGGUCUUAUCCUCGUUGAGACGAAAUGUCUCCACCAAUCAAAGGAUGUACUUUGACAUGGAGAUGUAAGUGUUUUGAUCUCUCUAGUUCCAUUCUUGUUUCUGGUUUUUACACUCCGUAAUCACCAUGUGACUUUUUCCCCAGAUCUGGACGGUACCUCCUGAGUGGUGAUACACAGGGCCUGGUGUCAGUCUGGGACACGAUGUCACCAUCUGAAGACACCUCCAUCCUUCCUCUGUUACAGUUCCAGGCCCAGAAUGACUGUGUCAAUGGAAUCAGGUGAGGCUGAAUAUUCGGGGUGGGGGGGGGGGGCAGCAAAAUCUAAUUGCUACAUUUAACAGGGAUAUUUUUUAUUGUCUCUUACUUUUUAUUAUCUAAUCCAAAUAUGUACAGCAUAACAAUAAAAUAAAAUGUGACAUACACAUCUAAUUAUAAGCUUAAGAUAAUGGGAAAGCAGAAAGUUAAAGUGCUUGGAAACAAAACGAUAGCAACAGAGAGAUUUAAAGGGACAAAGAGCAGGUGAUGCUAGCUACUUGGGGGAAGCAGGGUCUACCGCAUCCAAGUCCAUUUCGGAACCAGUUAUAUGGGAGUCACCCUUCAACUAUAAUCUGAAAAGACUUAAUGAAAGUGAUUUGAGUUCUACAAUAUCAAUUGCUUGCUUCCUGCAGCUUUUAUAAGGUUUUUGUCAAGGCUUCAUUAUGAGACCAAAACGUUGUUUGUCCCAAUAAAUGCUGCAGGAAACAAAACAUUGUAUGCACAACUCUGGUUUGAGUGAGCACCAACCAGGGCUGGUGAGAACACACGAGUGUGGUCCCUAUUCUUCUAAUUUCAGUGUUCUAGACUUUUUUAAAAUUAUUUUUAACAUGAGCUAUUACAGUGUGUUUCGGUUUGUUCCCUAGACCACAUCCUUGUAUGUUACUCCUUAUCAUUGUUACAUUUUAUUCUAGAGGGAACUGCGCUCAUGAUAAAUUCUGUAAAGGUCAAUUGAGGCCCUUCUGGAUGGGUUAAAAUGUUGCAGCUGGUCUAAUUGCUCAUGUUGUUUUACCAGUUAUGUUAGAAUCUCAGAUUCCUGUUUUGAUAAAAUGUAGAUUCAUGUAGGUGGUUAUUCUUGAAAACUAGAAAUAUCUACCUAGAUUCUUCUUGAUAAUAUACAUUGAUGUGAUUUAUUAUUAAUCCUUUAUGGUAACUAGAAUUUUGUUUGUUUCUGUAGCUUGCACCCCUCUUACCCACUUUUGGCGACUGCGUCAGGGCAAAGAAAGUUUCCGGAAUUAAAUGACAGCGGCGACGAAUCCCGGGAGGAAGAGAGGUCUCCACAUGGCAGCAUGGGAGAAAAUUCUCUGCAGCUGUGGUGGUGUGGGAGUGAAACGCAAUCAAACUGAGCUAAAAAUUGGGGACAUUUAAAACUCCCUCACAAUUUCACAAAGUGCCUCCCUCUUGUACAUGUGUAUAUAUUCUGCCUAAACUGCCUAUUGCUUUUGUUUUGUGACUUAUAAUUUUGAACAUGUUCAUAACGUGUAGAUAUUUUGUACAUUUUUGCUGAAUUUGAUAUGAGUACAUUCAGGUCUAUGAAUAUUGUAUCGAAUAAUAAAAGAUCGAGAGAGGUGUGUUUGAUAUUCAGAGUGCAUUUGUUAAAAUGUCAAUCUUAUGCUUCAGUGCUAAAGACCUUU